Molecule: messenger RNA, 2078 nt
Organism: Aspergillus pseudonomiae
Lineage: Eukaryota; Fungi; Ascomycota; Eurotiomycetes; Eurotiales; Aspergillaceae
Exons: 3
Coding region: 648-1391 (247 amino acids)
Source: RefSeq, a predicted model, not a curated record
AAUAGAGAAGCGGCCGAGAAAGCGGUAAAUGGACUUAGCAAGGAGACCCGUUGUUGCGGAGUGGCCGCUAUAGGCCUCAGUACUACGGAGGGUCAUCCCGAGCCGGCUGGGCUGAAGCGGACAGCCGCAGCUUCGCGUUGAUUAACAUUCCGCGCUUUAUUCAUCUAUCAGCUCGUGAACCUUCUUACGCCAUGAAAUCCUGUGGAUCGAUCUGAACGACUUUGCCGUCUGAAACCAUGGAAGACAAAGACGACCCUGUUACUACUUGCACUAGUGAGGCAGCCGCCCCGAAACCGACUGAUCUCCCCUUGACCGACACUAGACCUACUCUGGCCUGCGUCCCUGCAAGAAGAGUUCAUGGCCUUUCGACGCUUCAGUUGGCGAAAAAGUGAGCAAAUGACCGCUUGACUCAGCAAAAUGCUCGCGAGCGCCGACGCGUACUUAUCAAGUCUCUUGAAAUGAACUGCUCAAGGUGGAAAAUCAGAAAAUGCUUGACAGUGUCAAGACAAUCAUGGAUAUCCUUCUCGAAUCGGCCGGGAAGCCGUCAGAAUCCUGCGGCAUUUAAAGCCACGUGAUUUACCUUCGACUGGCAUGGAUGAUACUGAUUAAGGAUAGUGUCUGUAGAUGCAACAGUCAAGCCCUUCUCAAUGGAUAGCACUCGGUGGCAUCCCAUGCUCCGGACAACAAAGUCGUCAAACCCCGGAGACCGCACUCACUACACUCGUGAAAGCGAAAACCAUGUCCGACAGUACGACGAUGCCGCCUCAAACGCGAACCCAUUUCCCCAUGGUACAUCUGAACACCGACAUGAGGACACCCCUCCUGAGCUGGCCAGCUCCAGCAUUUACGAUUGUCGUCAGCAGGAUUGCGAAACAAUUUGUUGCCGCCUACUGUCAGCCACGUCAGGACCAUCAAGAAAUUUUUUAUCGAGUAUGCCACUACCAAGUCCUGGAAUGACACAUUCUGAGGCCAUGUUUGCUAUGCCAUUUAACCAUACUGCUCCGACGUGCGAUCUUAAUAUCAUAGUAUUGGAUUUCAUCAGUAAUCAUCGGGUUGGGGUGGUCAAACACAGUUUCAGGAAGAAGAGAGCGGAUUCUAGCUGUCUACAGAUCUCCUCGCUUCCCAACCCGGCGAAUGAGAGUAGCUUCCCUUCAAUCGCCAAGGUUUUUGAGAAGAUCCUGGGCUUCAUUCCGGGUGGCAAAUCAAAGACUACCGCUACCGGAACAGGGUGUAUUUUCCACGUGAAUUUCCUCUUUCUUCGACACCAGAUUCAUCCAAAUGAAGAAAACUAUAAUCGCCUGCCGAGUUGGCUGAUACCGAACCGCGUGGUCAUCUCUAGCCACUUUCUAUCUUUCGAUUCGUGGGUCUGUUCACCCGUGCACUGUCAGUGAACUGGCCAUAUGAAGCCACCGACUGUCUUCUCUGCCCACACGACCAUCAAUCCGGUAUUUGAGAGACACCUGAUGAAUUUGAUAACUGGACGUUGGCCAGGAGUUUGCUAAGACAUAUCCCAGCCUCGCCGAUGCUGCCAAAGUUCGAGGCAGCUGCUGACAUUGAGACUUCGCUCGCUUGGAUUAAACGACGCAGGAUUCUGGUUUACAUGGUGGCUUUCUAAUACAUCUCAUAUAAUCGGACCUAAUUGUGGAACAAGAACCUUAACAAAAUUCUAUGGCCUGCUUAAACGAGCCUUGGUCCAGUAAAGCUUCCGAGGGCUGAUCUUUUCCCAAGACUACAGGACAGUCUCCAAACAAGAUGAUCCCAGAACACAAAUUUUAGAGGCAAUAUGAUUCGCCUCAUCGCAUGUUUUUUCGAACGCAUUCGUCGGUGUGAGGAUUGUCGGGUAACUUGCGUCUGCGGCUUUAAUCCAAUGCAGCCGAGAAAAGUUGUGGAUAAUGGGGUGUGCAGAUUCCUCAUGCGUUUGCUGGUGCAUAUGGAGCCUUUUGAACAGGGUCAAAGUCUCCUUUCAUACUGUAGUUAGAACCUUGGCCACAUCGUAAAGUGAAGCGAUACAUACUGAAUUAUAAAUUUGAAAAGGGUUGAUAUUAGUACUUCACUUUCAAUAUCUAAAGGAGAAAAGC